This is a messenger RNA of Prosopis cineraria, 2148 nucleotides long. Its product is annotated as exonuclease 1. Bases 263 to 2005 code for a protein of 580 amino acids. Gene Ontology annotation, molecular function: metal ion binding; 5'-flap endonuclease activity; DNA binding. The record is from RefSeq and is a predicted model, not a curated record. The transcript has 12 exons. Lineage: Eukaryota; Viridiplantae; Streptophyta; Magnoliopsida; Fabales; Fabaceae.
CGCAUCUCACCUUCAAGUUGACUGUCUUCAUAGCGAUCUCUGAUUGGACUGUGCAUGUGGUCAAAGUUUUCUUAGUGAACCUGUACCAUCCAUUUUCUCUCCAUCGAUGCGUUCCAUUUGCUUUGUCAUCUGCUGCCUCUCCCGCCAUUUUCUCUCCUUUUCUGUAUGUUAAAUAAGUAAAAACAAACUUGGGGAAAAAGCACGUGAAAGCAGCGAAGGAGAAUAGGAUUGAACCCAGAGGCAACAACCCACCCCACUGCAAAUGGGUAUCAAGGAUCUCCUCCGAUUCAUGAAGCCCUAUAUCGAAACCAUUCACAUCAACAAAUAUGCCGGACAACGCGUGGGUAUUGAUGCUUAUUCAUGGCUUCAUAAGGGAGCUUAUUCCUGUAGUAUGGAGCUUUGUCUCAAUUCUGACACUGAAAAGAAGUUCCAAUACAUAGAGUACUUUAUGCAUCGAAUCAAGCUACUUCGCUACUAUAAGAUAACGCCUGUUGUUGUUUUUGAUGGCGGCAACGUUCCUUGCAAGGCAGCAACGGAGGAAGAUAGGAAGAGAAAACGAAGUGCUAAUCGUGAUUUGGCAAUGGCUAAGCUCAAAGAGGGGAACGUCAAUGCAGCCUCGGAGUUAUUUCAGAGGGCAGUGAACGUCACUCCCAUCAUGGCUUAUCAACUGAUUCAGGUUUUGAGAUCAGAGAAAGUUGAGUUUGUUGUAGCUCCAUACGAAGCAGAUGCUCAGCUAGCAUACAUGUCCAAGAUUAAAACAGGAAAGGGUGGUGUUGUAGCAGUGAUCACCGAGGAUAGUGACCUAAUUGCCUACGGUUGUCCAGCUAUUGUCUUUAAGAUGGAUCGUUAUGGGAAUGGUGAAAGCAUAGAGUUGAACAAGGUUUUUAAAGCAGCGACUUGUAAACCAUCCUUCCGAAAUUUUGAUAUGGAACUUUUCACAGGCAUGUCUGUCUUAGCUGGCUGUGACUUUCUUCCAUCUGUUCCUGGAAUUGGUAUUGUGCGAGCUCAUGCCUUAGUUUCCAAGUAUCGGAAUUUAGAUCGUGUGUUAUCUGUUCUCAAGUUGGAGAAGCGCAAUCAAAUGCCAGAAGAUUACGCCAAAUCCUUCAAAGAGGCAAUUGCAGUCUUCCAGCAUGCUCGAAUAUAUGAUCCCACUGCUAAGGAGCUCAAGCACCUUAUGCCACUUCCACAAAACCUACUUCAGUCCUUUGACGGAAAUCUUGAUUUUUUGGGACCAGAAAUUCCUCAAGUAAUAGUUACCUCGAUAGCAGAAGGCAACCUAAACCCGUCAACUAAGGAAGCCUUUGAUAAGCUCGAACAUUCCGGACUUCCUUUGGACCCCAUUGUUCUCAAGAGCAAUCGUCAACAACUGAAAGUCCAAGUUUCUGCAGCAUUUACACAGGAGAGCUCCUUCAAAGUCUUUGGCUCCCAUAAUGCCAGAGAAAACAGUACAGUGACAAGGCCGAAUCUGGUCCCGAGCAAAGACAAGUAUUCUGGCGAAGCACUGGCACUUCAGAAACUUAUUAGACCAUUGGUAACUUGUGGAACGGUAGAAAAGGAAAACAUUCCUCAAGAAACUCCACUGAAGGUUCCUGGCAACAACCCAUUCAAGAUAAGACCUGAGGAACUUUCCUUAUUUCAGAGAGAGAACCCCGAUGAACAAGUUCUUGCUGCCAAGAGUGAGGAAUAUAUGGACGUGUGCAUUUAUUCAGAGAGCUUUCCGGAAGAGAGGCCUGAAAAUCUCUCGAGAAAAAGGAAAUUUCAGACCAUUUGCUCAGAUCAAACGGAAACAUGUGAUGAUCAAAUUUCAGCGGUGACUGUGAUCGAAGAGGAAGAUCCAGACAUGUUUUGUGGGAACGUGAAAUCCCAAGAGAGUGUAAAUUCCAAGACAAUAAAACUCACUGAUUUGAAAAGAAGAGGUGCAAGUGAAAAGAAAUCCAAGAAAAGCAGUGGCAGGGAAACAGGUAGCAAGAAUAGCAGUAUCUUGAAUUUCUUUUCUCGGGUGUAACAUUUCUAUGUCCGUGCACAUGUCAAUGAUUUAUGUCCCGGUUUAUUAAGGAUUGAGUUGGUUUCCUUAAUUACCAAGUAUUUUGUUAGAAGCAGGACAAGACAGCUGGCGAUUUCUUUUAGUGGAAGCAGUUUAAACGUGUU